CUAUAUAGAGCCUAGAUAAUGGGGUGGACUUUUAUCUAUCACUCUCAAACUUAGUAUUCUUCUUAACAAGCAAACAUAUCCAAACUGAGAUGGAGAAUACAAAUAACACCAAGCCUCAAGUGUUCAUCAGUUUCCGGGGGAAAGACGCACGGGAAAGGUUCUUGCCCCUUCUCAAAGAUCGUUUGAAAAGAAGCAAAGUCAAUGUGUUCACCGACGAAGACGCGGCUGGAGUACCCCUCGAACACCUAUUGGAAGAGAUUCGAAACUCACGAAUCGCAGUUGUUCUCCUUUCCAAGAACUACGCAGAGUCACAUUGGUGUUUGAACGAGCUGGUUGAGAUCAAGAAAUGCAUAGAGACGAAGAAGCUUGAUUUCGUCAUACCCGUCUUCUACAAAGUUAAGACUUCCCACGUAAAGAAGCAGAGCGGGAAGUUUGGGGAAAGGUUCCUGGCUUAUCAGGAAUCUUUGCUUGUUGAAGCAGGCGAUGAUAAGAAGAAAAAGAAGCGUGCCAAUUCUAAGAUCAAGAGAUGGAAGAGAGCUCUAACGUUCGUUGCCCGAAUGAUUGGAGUGUCUUAUGAUAAGAGGAUGCUAGACUCGGAUUUCGCGAAGAAGAUCGUCGAAAAGGUUAACAUAAAUUUAGCCCAAAUUGCUGCAAAGGAAGGGCGUUAUAGUAUUCCACAAAAUAUUAGGGUGUGUUACUUAAUUUUUUUUUAACAUGACGAGUAGAUUUUGUGUUAAAAUAGACAUGGUGACUAAAUCUCUAAAAUAACAGAUAUCACCGGGAUACGUAUCAAACAUGUAUGUGUUCCAUAUCAAUCAGUUAAACAUCAACGAGCUCCAUGAUUCCCAGACAUUGGAAGCUCUGUCUCUAGCAAGUUCAAAUUUGGAUUCUUUGUCUGGUAAUCAUAGACGCACAAUCAUCACAUAUCAGA
Raphanus sativus (radish) is the source of this 931-nucleotide messenger RNA. Its product is annotated as protein PHLOEM PROTEIN 2-LIKE A5. The coding region runs from base 90 to 713 and encodes 207 amino acids. The transcript is spliced from 2 exons. The record is from RefSeq and is a predicted model, not a curated record. Lineage: Eukaryota; Viridiplantae; Streptophyta; Magnoliopsida; Brassicales; Brassicaceae. Gene Ontology annotation, biological process: signal transduction.